This is a messenger RNA of Peromyscus eremicus (cactus mouse), 1169 nucleotides long. RefSeq names its product claudin-34-like. The record is from RefSeq and is a predicted model, not a curated record. NCBI's taxonomy places the organism in Eukaryota, Metazoa, Chordata, Mammalia, Rodentia, Cricetidae. Gene Ontology annotation, molecular function: structural molecule activity. Gene Ontology annotation, biological process: cell adhesion; bicellular tight junction assembly. Bases 259 to 966 code for a protein of 235 amino acids. Gene Ontology annotation, cellular component: bicellular tight junction; plasma membrane. The transcript has 3 exons.
UUGCUAGCAACAAAGGACAUCAAAGGAUAUAUUAAGAGAGCUGUGUCAUCAUCCCUGCAGGCCGAGACAGCUGCUUGUUUUGUCAUAGAGCUGGUCACUGGUUCACGUGAAGACAGCAUUGCUGGAGAAGUAUCCUUCAAGAGUAUUUUUCACCACCGCACCACCAUUAUUUGGCUUCAUCUCUCCACCAUCUGAUCCACCGAAACACGCAUUGAUACAUCUUCCCACAUUGGCUGAAGCUGAGACUGUCUUUGGUAGAUGGAGCAGAGCAGUCAAGGGAGAAAUGAAAGCCAUGCAUUGAACUAUGAUUGUCCAGUGUUCACUGUCAUCAUGACGAAAUUUAACAAAGUUUCCAAAUACCAGGUAGGAGGUUUUGCUUUGUCCACCAUAGCAUGGAUUCUUUGCAUCACCUCCAUGGGCCUCCCACAGUGGCGAGUGUGGUACUUGAAGGAACCCAUGAUCUCUUACUCUAGUGUGGCCUUUGUGGGAGUGUGGAGAGCCUGCGUUAACUACCAUAACAACUUCAGCAAUAUUAGAAUGUGUCACCAAUACAGCUACUAUGACACCUUUAUCCCUUUGGAUAUUCGUGUUUCUCAACACCUGAUGCUGAUCACCAGCAUUUUCUGGCUGGUUGGAAAAGUGGCCACCAUUUUUGCUCUUAGAAAUGUAUACACAGGAAGAGAAGAACUGAAUGUCACCUACAAUGCCUUUGGCCUUUCAGCGGUUCUGAACAUCAUUGCAAGUAGCUUUGUCUUCCUUGCUGUCUUGUGCAAUUAUUUCUCCAUCAUGAACAAAGAGGGGAUUGCAUUUCCACCAUCUUUCCAUAUGCCCUUUUACCCACAUAUUCAGAAAGUUGGGGUUGCCAUGGGAGUGGCAUUUCUAGCGGCCAUCCUGUUUUUGUUCAGUGGUAUGAUUUUCAUUUCUUACACAUUUCCCGUAAACAUCCAAGUCUUUCCUGAAAUCUGAAAAUGAAUUUACUUCACCUUAAAAAAAUCCAAAAUUCCCUGUGGUUAUAGCAAGGAUUUUUGAGAUGUCUACCUAAAUUUUCCAAGGACUCAACAAUGCUCAAGUGGCCUGUGACAGAAAAUGGCCAAAUGGCUCCUUCUAUUAUCUUUUCUGCCUUGUUUCUUCAUUACUUCAUUGGUUGGAUUGUGGACUUUCAUUAAAAU